GCGGAGUAUCGUCCUGUCAGCGCAAAGGUGAUGUUGGAUGCCUCCACAGGGAGGAGUAAAGGCUUUGGUUUUGUGCUCUUUAGAACCGAAGAAGAAGGGAAGAGGGCGUACGAUGACCUUAACCGAAAGAGCACUAGAGCAUGUCGCCACAACUUCAAUUUGAUAAUUUACCCCUCACAGCAUAGUGGAAGGGCCGCUGUCUCUCCAUCUAAUGCUCUGUACAUUCGCAACAUUCCCAUCACGGUUCCGCAGGCGCAGGUGGAGAGGUUUUUAUCGACCUUUGGCACCUUGGCUUUCUGCGCCAUGCGUGAGGACCAUUACGGUAACCCUGUAUGGGUUGUCUACGCCGAGUACGACUGCCUUAGCUGUUCCAAGAAUGCCCUCCAAAGGCUACACGGCAGUUCAGAACACUUUUAUGGUCCUCCAGUGAUGGUCAAGUACGCUGACACGGAUGAGGCCAAACAAGAGCGCCGCCGCCGCCGCGAAGAGGGCAAAGUUCCCCGUGCACCUCCUCCACGUAGUGUCUGUGUAUUUCCACCACCUCGUCAAACCGCAGCCCCAGAGGUGCAUCAGUGCAAUUGUAUGGAUGUUGCCACAGCAUUCUCCAACAACGGCAAUAUAACUGUUGCUGCCUGUCCUCGUGAGCUCACGCCUUCUCGGGAUUCGACAUCAUGCUCACUGGGCCCAAACCUAAGCAGUGAUACCUCGUCAACCGCAUCUUCGGCUCACAAGGUACCAGAUAACGUGUUCACUCCACCGCCGCCUACACUGUUGGGCUCGGCAGCACUUCCGCCCAUGUUCUCUGUACCUCCGCAGUCCCAGCCUCUUCCAAUGGAUACUUUGGAUGCGUCCUGCAAGGUGGGUCCUCCAGGGUCCCCACCGGUGCGUCGAGCUAACAGCAAUAAAGAUGACCCGCCCGUUAUGAUUGUGCUGGAAAACGGACAGCAGCUGAUGCUGGCCUCGAACGCUGUGAACUUGCGUCCAUCUGACUUUGCCCUUGCCGCACAGUCCAGCCUUCUGUGGCCACCGGAGGUGGGGUACGCCUCACCACUGCCGCCACCGAAGUCGCAACCCUUUACGGUUGUUCCGUUUUCGUAG
This is a messenger RNA of Trypanosoma cruzi, 1098 nucleotides long. RefSeq names its product RNA-binding protein, putative. The annotation marks the transcript as partial. The transcript has a single exon. Lineage: Eukaryota; Euglenozoa; Kinetoplastea; Trypanosomatida; Trypanosomatidae. Gene Ontology annotation, cellular component: ribonucleoprotein complex; nucleus; cytosol. Gene Ontology annotation, molecular function: poly(A) binding; mRNA 3'-UTR binding; poly(U) RNA binding. The record is from RefSeq and is a predicted model, not a curated record.